This is a messenger RNA of Choloepus didactylus (southern two-toed sloth), 3667 nucleotides long. RefSeq names its product Scm polycomb group protein like 2 (gene SCML2). Gene Ontology annotation, molecular function: protein binding. The record is from RefSeq and is a predicted model, not a curated record. Lineage: Eukaryota; Metazoa; Chordata; Mammalia; Pilosa; Megalonychidae. Gene Ontology annotation, biological process: regulation of DNA-templated transcription. Bases 45 to 2177 code for a protein of 710 amino acids. Gene Ontology annotation, cellular component: nucleus. The transcript is spliced from 15 exons.
GGAGCCGAGAGAUCACUCUGGAAGGGACACCAGAAAGGGAUAACAUGGGGCAAACAGUGAAUGAAGAUUCAAUGAAUGUCAAGGAGAAUCAAGAGAAAACUCCUAGCUCAAGUACAUCUUCUGUGCAAACUGAUGAUUUCAUUUGGGACAAUUACUUGAAAGAGACUGGAUCAAUAAUUGCUCCUUCAGAGUGUUUCAGACAGUCUGAGAUUCCACCAACUAAUGACUUCAAAGUUGGUAUGAAAUUGGAAGCCCAUGACCCUCGCAAUGUUACUUCAGUAUGCAUUGCUACAGUUGUUGGGAUUACUGGUGCCAGAUUACGUUUGAGACUGGACGGGAGUGACAAUCAAAAUGAUUUUUGGAGACUUGUCGAUUCCCCAGACAUACAGCCUAUUGGAACAUGUGAAAAGGAAGGGGAUUUACUUCAACCUCCCCUGGGGUACCAGAUGAAUGUGUCAUCUUGGCCAGUGUUUCUUUUACGAACCCUAAGUGGAUCUGAGAUGGCACCUGCAGCAUUGUUUAAGCAGGAACCACCAAGGCCAGCCCUGAAUAAUUUUAAAGUGGGAAUGAAACUUGAAGCUGUAGAUAGAAAGAACCCUUAUCUGAUCUGCCCUGCAACUAUUGGAGAUGUUAAAGGAGAUGCAGUUCAUAUCACAUUUGAUGGCUGGAGUGGAGCUUUUGAUUAUUGGUGCAAGUAUGAUUCUCGAGAUAUUUUCCCAGUUGGGUGGUGUCAACUGACAGGAGAUAUAUUGCAACCACCAGGCAAUAAUGUUCCUGUUACCAAGAGUGUAACAAAAUCACCAUCUUCUUCCAAAGGCACCCGGUGUUCAAUGCAGUCUCCACAGAAAGCUGCUCCAUUGUCACCAACACAGCCAAUCAGGAAAACAAGUCGGAUUAAACCACCUGGACCUACCUCAGUCCCCAAGAAAGGCAGUUCUCUUAAAAAUCCCACAGCAAAGAACAAAGGCCUAAACUCAGGAAAAAAGGAAAAAAUUCUUCCUGCUCUGUGUUCUACAUCUACAGCUUCUUUAUCUUCGCUGACCAGAGGCCGUGGCAUUCCAUAUGAUGCCAUUCCUGGGUCAACUAAAAUAGUGAUGUCUACAGUCUGUGUCUAUGUAAACAAACAUGGAAACCCUGGCCCUUACCUGGAUCAGAAGAAAAUCCAGCAACUGCCUGACCACUUUGGCCCAAGUCCUGUGAAUGUGGUGCUCCGGCGGACCAUACAAGCCUGUGUGGAUUGUGCCCUUCAAACUAAGAUUGUUUUUGGAUUCCUUAAACCAGAUAAUCGUGGAGGAGAAGUAAUAACUGCCUCCUUUGAUGGGGAGAAUCAUUCUGUCCAGCUCCCCCCAGUGAAUAGUGCAUCAUUUGUUCUUCGCUUUCUCGAGAUCUUCUGCCACAGCCUGCAGUGUGAUAACCUUUUGAGUAGCCAGCCUUUUAAUUCUUACAAGGCUAAUACUUCUAGCCCUGCAGAGCAUGGUAAAAAUAAAUCAGCGAAAGAAGACAUACCAGGAAAGAAAAGCACCAAACGAUCUCCUCAGCAGUCUCUAUCUUGUGUUGUUCCUCUCUCUCCUAAGUUUCCCAAAACAGAGAUGAAUGCCUCUAAAGAAGAACUAUUGUCUCCUGAGGAAAGUGGCAUGCCCAAAGAGAAAAAGCUUCCUGAAGAAUCCAAGAACUCGCCGCAAAAUUCAGGAAAUUCUUUGAGUCCUGAUUGUAGAAAUCUUGUAAGCAUUCAUACCUCAAACUCCAGGAAUUCUUCUCAGCCUGUGUCAGGCACCUCAAGCUCAGCACUAGUUGGGAAUAUAUCGCCUGCCAAGAGUAGUCACCGUGAAGUUAACAAGAUCCAAAUUCAGACGAAAAGUGAAGCUACAGUUUAUACAGCUGCACCUGUCCCCAGUGCCCUGAGACAAGGCUUCUCUAAGGACCCUUCAAGCUGGUCUGUGGAUGAAGUGAUACAGUUUAUGAAACACGCAGAUCCUCAAACAUCAGCCUCCGUUGCUGAUCUCUUCCAACAACAUGAAAUUGAUGGGAAGGCUCUGCUACUACUGAAGACUGACGUGAUGAUGAAAUAUAUGGGCCUGAAGCUGGGGCCAGCAUUAAAGCUAUGUCACUAUGUUGAAAAACUUAAAGAAGGAAAAUACAAUUUUAAAAAUGAUUGCAUUGGUUUAGAUUGGAUAUAAUCCUCAGGUGUACUGAUAAAUUUUUAAUUUAAAAGUAUUUUUCUGCCCUUAGCAGUUUUUUGUUUUGUAGAAAAUUACCCUAAAAAUGUUACACCCAGAACUGCAGAACUACAUUAAAAUCCAGUUUACUACUUUAAAAACUAUUUAAUGUUAGAGUUAACAUAUUCAAACUAGCAGUUUGUUCUAUGUCUUUUUAAUUGUAGAGUUUACAAGGAUACUUCAUGCAGGAAAUAGACAAAAACCUCUGAUUCUGGUUUAGCGUUAUGUGUAAAACCAAAACAGCUAAUUCCCAAAGGGGAAAAGUAUCAGGGAUUGAAAGCCUCUAUAUUUAAAUCCAUGAGAAUUUGUCCAUAGAAGAGAAUUUAAAGAUACAACUGUUGAUAUCAUCUUUUUCUCAAAUAGUUUAUGCUUGGUGCUACAAUGUUCUGUUCAUGUUCUACCAGUUUUCAGAAAGGGAAUAGCCAUAUAAAUUAUUUUCCUUUCUGUUAUUAUUUCUUUCUAAGUUGUAUUUGGUCAUAUUUAAAGAUACAAGUUUUCAUGAAGUGUUCUUACAGUUUUUUCAUAAAUUUUGAUAAAUUAUAGGAUAGAUAAAUGGUCGUUUUAUGUAGGAGAUAUUUAUACUAUAAGGGUGUUUUUGGAUGGAGUCAGAUUAAUUUUUUUCAAUGAAAUACGUAUUAUUUUUAAACUUUAGUUAUCUUGGCUAUAAUUGGACAUUUAGCUAAGCAUUCAUUACUCACAUCUCUGAAAAUAUCUGUGUCCAAAUUUUUAAAAAGUAUAUAUUUUGUAUGUGUUUAUUCCUCUUAUAGAUACUAUACCAUAUUUAUAUUUUAUACUAUACCUGUAGAUAUACACACAAAGUUAAAUCUUUUCUUUUUGAAUUUAAAAUGGCACUUUGCACUGCCACAGAGGUAUUGAUGAAUUAUGUAUAUAGUUAAAUGUUUUUCUUCUGUAAAAAAAAAAUAUGCAUCAUUUGCUGUCAUUAGUACCUCUCAGCUUACUCUUCAGGGGAUAAGAAACAAACUGUAGAUUGGUUUCCAUGCAGGGAGGUUCUUUUGCCUAUGCAGUGUUUCUAGAUAAUUUGCUUAGUUCUGAGCCAUUUAUUCUGCUAAAUUUUGGAAGAUGCAUUAGUUCAGACUUGUCAUUUUGGCUUUAUUUGCAAAGUGUAAACUUGCAAGGGGAAAUGGUGCUAUAUGUUUAUUGUUAUUACUUUGUAUAACAUUUGAUGUAAUGUUUAUAAGCGUUGAGUAUCAGUGCUAAUAUUUAGUAUUAGCCAUUUGUUGUAAAUGCCAAUAAAAUGUACACCAGGAACAAUAAUGUACAUUUUCUUUUUGAAAAACCAAAUGUACUUUAUAUACAAAUGCAGCUAUUUACUAGGACUAUGUGGUUUAAAGGGUGGUUUCCUUUAUGUUAUUCUUUAUGUUUUGUAAGAUUGUACUUAACUUGGUUAUUUUUCAAAUUGUUUGUGUGAAGAUGCUGUGCCUAGUUGAACA